Messenger RNA from Prunus avium (sweet cherry), 1643 nucleotides. Its product is annotated as cyclin-D4-2-like. The record is from RefSeq and is a predicted model, not a curated record. NCBI's taxonomy places the organism in Eukaryota, Viridiplantae, Streptophyta, Magnoliopsida, Rosales, Rosaceae.
UCUCUCUCUCUCUCUCUCUUCCUCACUCUCUUUGUUUGUAUCUAUACCAUACUCAACACUUUCUUUAUAGACUCCCUCUUCUUCUUCUUGGGUCCUGUUUUACAAUGAAAAUGCCAUCUUUGAUAAAACCCAGACUCUAAUUUGAUGAGAUUUUCUUGGGUUUUCCAAGGCAUCUUGAGGUGCUCCAAUGGCAGACAGCUUUGACUGUGCCAACUCAAACCUUCUUUGUGCAGAAAACUCAGAUACCUGCUUUGAUGAUCUUAAUUCUAAUACCAUAGAUGACUUGGGGCUGUUCCCUUCAAUGCCCCAUAAAAUCGAUAAUACCCACAAUCAAGACCCCAGUUUUAAUCAUAAUAGAUCCAAAUCUAUGAUAGAUUUUCCGUUACAGAGUGAAGAAGGGGUUAGUUCAAUGGUUAAGAGGGAGAGUGAGCAUUUUCCCAGAGACGAUUACCUCAAGAGACUGCGCAAUGGGGACUUGGACUUGAGCAGUAGAAGAGAGGCCCUUGAUUGGAUUUCGAAGGCUCAUGCUCAUUACAGUUUUGGACCAUUGAGUGUUUGUCUAUCUAUGAACUACUUGGAUCGCUUCCUUUCACUUUAUGAAUUGCCUAGAGGUAAAGCCUGGGCCGUGCAAUUGCUAGCUGUGGCUUGUUUAUCAAUAGCAGCCAAGGUGGAGGAGACUACUGUACCUCAGUCUGUGGAUUUACAGGUUGGAGAUCCCAAGUUUGUGUUUGAAGCUAAAACUAUACUAAGAAUGGAGCUUCUUGUGAUGAGCACUCUAAAGUGGAGAAUGCAAGCUUGUACUCCCUACUCUUUCAUUGACUACUUCCUCAGCAAGAUAAGUGAUGAUCAACAUCCGUCAACAUCAUCUAUCUGUAGAUCAGAACAACUCAUAUUGAGCACAAUAAGAGGUAUUGACUUCUUGGAAUUCAGGCCUUCUGAAAUUGCUGCAGCAGUGGCAAUUUGUAUUUCAGGAGAAACACAAGCAGUAGACAUUGAUAAGGCCUUUUCUUGUUUCAUGCAUGUAGACAAGGUAAGAGUGUUGAAGUGUCUUGAACUGAUCAAAGAUUUGUCAUUGAUCAGUGGUUCUGCUAAUAGGGGAAGCGCCUCUGCUUCAUCUGUACCCCAAAGUCCGGUUGGGGUGUUGGAUGCUGCAUGCUUGAGCUAUAAAAGUGAUGAAUUUACAGUUGGGUCAUGUGCAAAUUCUUCACAUAAAAGUCCAGACAUUAAGAGGAGGAAACCAGACAAUCCGUCUAAAAUGGACUCCAAGUCAUGAGAUGUGAAUUUUUCUCCUUCACAGGCUAUCCAAUCAGUUUGGUUGAAUGGGAGUUUUGGUGUGGUUUUGGAGGUUCCUUAUAGUAAGUAACACAGAGGUGAGAGAUAGUGAGAGAGAGAGGGAUGAAUAAAGCAAUUUGGAAAAAAAUAUCCAGGGGUCUCAUGCUUCUAGCAUGAAAGUAAAGUCACCAGCUGUUUAUAAUCAGACUACUCAACAGCCAUAGAUUUUAAAAGUGGUGAUGAUCCAGAGGUGCACAGCAUUUUGAAAGAUAUGAUCCAGUGGUGAUUGGGGAAAAUACAGUUUUUUGUUGUAGCUACCAGUUCAAUGAGAAAGGGAUCUGGAACUAUAUAUAGCUGAAAAAUAUGUUCAA